Molecule: messenger RNA, 1918 nt
Organism: Bradysia coprophila
Lineage: Eukaryota; Metazoa; Arthropoda; Insecta; Diptera; Sciaridae
Source: RefSeq, a predicted model, not a curated record
AGGCAUUAAGUGUACUUACCGGCCCGCAUUCUUUGGGUCUCUACUUCAGGAAUGUUUAACUGAUACAUCAAGAUUAAAUGAUAAGGUGAAAAUAACUGUCCUCGAUUAUAAAACGGCAUGCACUAUCUCGAAUUUAGGUCAGUCGUGUUCCGUUCAUAUUGAAGUGAAGUGUUGUCGAAGUGAAAGGAUCUAAAUAGCCCCGAAAAAAAGUGUAAAGUUCAAGUUAAUAAACACAAACGUUCCCCAGUACAGUUCAAAUGGCUCAACUAAAUCCUACAUGGACGGCUGCUUCAGCUGAUGAUGCAGUGAAAAACGGAUUUUUCGCCGGUUCCGAAGUCGAUGGCAAGAAGGUUUACGUCGGACGGGUGACGGACGCGUCUGGGAAUUUUCUUCCCGCAAAAAUCGUUCCUGAAUUGAAACAUUCAUAUUACGAGGCCAACGGGCAGGAGCAGUUCUCCGACAAAAUCGAAUUUCUAUCGAACUCCGAAGGAUACGAGUGGAUUAAGUCGUCGGGUGGCGUUGCCGUUCCAGAUGCUGUUACCAUUAGCGGUUUCUAUGUGGGUCGCGGUGCAUUUAAUGGUAAUGUCGUUGUGGGACGCGUUGAUUUGAACAGCAAAAAUCUGGUGGCUACAUUUGGCGGCAACGCCCUAAAUUUACCGGAAUAUGAUGUGCUGGUUUUUAAACCGUUAGAUAACACACGCAUCCAGCAAAGUGUAUCGAAUUCAGUUAUCGUGACUGAGAAGCAAACGACUGUCAACAAAAUUGUAUCGAAAUUCGAGCAAAACCAACAAGAUAGAAUGGUCGUCCGCGAGCCUAUGUUCAAUCAGCAACGAUACUUCGAAAUGUUGAACAGAAUCCAAACACUGGAACUGGAAUUGGAUAGCUAUAAGCACGACCGUGAAGCGUACGAAAAUCGGAUCGACUUCGAACAGAAGCGCGUUGAAGAUUUGAGCAACCGGUUGCAGGCGUUGCGAUUGGAAAACUCAACGUUGGCCAAGGAGCGUAUUGCCUGGGAGGAACGAAUCACCACAGAGACUAGCCUUGUUACCGAAAUGGAAACGAAAUUGCAGGGUGUGUUGGUUGACAAUGCGUUCCUGUUGAAAAAGAUUAGUUCACUGGAGGAGGCUUUGAAGUACGAGAGAUAUCAAAUUAGUCUCCUUAAUGACAAGUAUCAACGAGACAUUGCAUCCGGUGGCUCUUUACAAAUCAAAAUCAAAAACUUUGAGGAAACGGUUCGCCAACAACAGCGACGCAUCCUCGAACUAGAAGGUGCUCUGGAUAAUAUUAACAAUGGCAGCGAUUCGUUGACACAGCAGGUGAAGGCUUACGAAAUUUCCAUUCAAAAUUUGAGAGCUCAAAUUGAUGGCCUGGUAAAGAAAUUGCAAAGCUCUAAUGCCGACAAUGAAUUUUUGGUUAAAAAGCUGGCAAUGCUAACACAAAGCCUUAAGACUUAUCAAGCCCAAUUGGAAGCGAUGAGCAGAAGGUUACAAAAUUCCCGUAUCGUCAUUGCAACCACCAAUGCCGAAUUGGGCCGCGCUACCGGCCAAUUAUCGAAAUAUCAAGCAGCACUAUCCCAAUGCUACAUCCUCAAUGGUGAACUAAUGACCAAAGUGUCCGGAUUCAGUACGAUGACAGCGUUCCAGGGCCAAUUCGACUCCAACUAUGACAUUCUCAAUUUGAGCCGUGACCUGUCUGUUGGGGCUACAUCCUCAACGAAGACCAUCACUUUCAAUAGCACAUCUGCUUUGUUGGAAGCGGCCGGUUCCGAUUCGUAUGUAAGCUUUGUGAAGGAGAAUGGAACCGAUUCCGAAAAUGGUAGUCAACCUGCCACGCCUCUUUGAGCAAUCAAAUGAGAAUUUGUAAUUGCCUAAGAUAAAAGAGAUUUACAGAUCAAUAAAGUGAUGAUGUAACAAAAUAA